This is a messenger RNA of Pteropus alecto (black flying fox), 4182 nucleotides long. It is a transcript of the gene COQ2, whose product is annotated as coenzyme Q2, polyprenyltransferase. The transcript has 7 exons. Lineage: Eukaryota; Metazoa; Chordata; Mammalia; Chiroptera; Pteropodidae. Gene Ontology annotation, cellular component: mitochondrial inner membrane. Gene Ontology annotation, biological process: ubiquinone biosynthetic process. The annotation marks the transcript as partial. The record is from RefSeq and is a predicted model, not a curated record.
UACCUGCGGCUCAUGCGGUUGGACAAGCCCAUUGGAACCUGGCUGCUGUAUCUGCCAUGUACCUGGAGCAUUGCCUUGGCAGCUGAACCAGGUUGUUUUCCAGAUUGGUACCUGUUAUCCCUGUUUGGCACUGGAGCUGUUCUUAUGCGUGGAGCAGGCUGUACUAUUAAUGAUAUGUGGGACCAGAACUAUGAUAAAAAGGUUGCAAGAACAGCAAAUCGCCCAAUAGCUGCUGGAAACAUUUCAACUUUUCAGUCCUUUGUUUUUCUUGGAGGACAGCUGACCUUGGCACUAGGUGUUCUUCUGUGUCUGAAUUACUACAGUAUAGCUCUAGGAGCAGCAUCCCUACUUCUUGUCAUCACCUACCCACUAAUGAAAAGAAUUACAUACUGGCCUCAGUUAGUUUUGGGGUUGACUUUUAACUGGGGAGCAUUACUUGGAUGGUCUGCUGUCAAGGGCUCCUGUGACCCAUCUGUUUGCCUGCCUCUUUAUUUUUCUGGAAUUAUGUGGACUCUCAUAUAUGAUACUAUCUAUGCCCAUCAGGACAAGAAAGAUGACACUCUGAUUGGUGUUAAGUCCACGGCACUACGGUUUGGUGAAAACACCAAGCCAUGGCUCAGUGGCUUUGGUGUGGCCAUGCUGGGGGCGCUGAGCCUGGUGGGAGUGAACAGUGGUCAAACCAUGCCCUACUACACUGCUCUGACUGCUGUCGGAGCCCAUCUGGCUCACCAGAUUUACACUAUAGACAUCCACAGACCUGACGAUUGUUGGAAUAAAUUUGCCUCCAACCGAACAGUAGGACUAAUAGUUUUUUUAGGGAUUGUCCUUGGAAACUUGUGGAAAGAAAAGAAGACAGAUGAAACAAAGAAAAAUAGAGUAGAAGAUUAGCAAAUGAAGUUUAUCUAGGAAUUUUUAAAACAAACUUUUACAAAACACUCUCAGGUUAUGUUACUACAUAAUUAAAUUUAAAUAAGCAGUCUUACAAUAUGUUAAAGAAUUAAGAACCAGAAGAUGAAGACUUGCAUAUUUUGCCUGGAUUUUAGUUCAAGUAUUUGCUAGCAAAAUUCUUCCCAUGUCACAGAAACCAGAGGGACUCCCCGAUAUGAGAUGACCUUGAGUAUUUAAGUUGAUGCAUUCUUUUGUUCAUUAUAAUUGUCAUCUUUAGUUUUGGGAACUGUAUGUAUUUUGGCACUUUAGAAGAAACCAGACAUGUAUCUCAUCUAAAUAAAUGUAGGAAAACACUCUUUUUAGGGAAAAAAAAAAAGCUGCUGCAAAAAGUUGAGGUUUAUUCUUUAUUGUGACCUUUAUUCACUGCCAAAAUCUAUAAUUCAGAAAAUCAUUGGUUUUCAUUUUUUAGGGGAAUUUGAGUAAAAAAAUUAUACAUACUAUAUCCAUACAGACUAGUGUUGUUACCAACCCUGACAUUUAUUUGGGAACUCCAGUCUGUGUGUAGCCACAGUGACCAGAAUGGGUAGGCAGGCCAUCACCAGGGAUCUUUUUUUUUAAUCUCAUCUGAUUGUAAUUCAUAAGAUAGUGGCAUAUUAGUUAAGUGUACUGUUUCUUCUCUUGCCCCCUUCAGAAUGUUCUCAACACAGCAGCCAGAGUGAUUUUCUUAGAAUCUAUGUGAGGUCAUGUCAUUCCUCUGCUCAUAACCCUCCCCAAUCUUCCCAGGACACUUAGUACAAAGUAAAAGUCUUACCACCUACUAGGCUCUCCACGAUCUGGCCUUAUCUGUGACUACUCUUAACAACCUUCUCCAGCCCCACUUACCUCCUCACUGCCCCUCAACAGUCUUGGCAGAUUCCUACCCCCAGGCCUUUGCAUUUCCGGUCUGCUUUGCCUGGAAUGCUCUCCUUGAAUGAUGUCUUAGUACUUUGCCACAGAUUUUUUUUCCUAAAUGUUACCUUCUCAAAGAGGCUUUUCUUAGCCACUGUUUCUAAAAUUUGAUAUACAAAUUCUACCUACACUUCAUAUUCUCUUGUUCUUGGUUUUUUUUUCUUCAGAACUUUACCUAAAAUAUAUUUUACUUGAUUUAAGUGGCUCUUAGGGAGAGUGGAGUAUAAGGGAGGCAGACAAUUGUGUAUGUGGGUUGUGGGCAACACUACACACUAAAUCCCAUCAUAAUGAUAAUGAUGGUGAUUAUGAUGAUGCAACUAAUGGAGCACGUAUAUAUGCCAUGCACUGAUAAAUAGGCAGAGGAAAAUGUACUUAACUGUUCGUUUAUUCAGUAAAUACUGACCCACUGAGCAUGAGUGUUUAGACUUAAGACAGGAGAAGCAGCAAUGAGUUGAAGACAAGAAAUAGAAACAUAUCCCACUUUUAGGUAUGUUUUAUCUAUCCUGAUACAGUAUCAGAAUUAUUUUAUCAGGAUAGAUAAUAUUUUUAUGUUGAUUUCUGUUUUCUUACAAAUAUCCUAUAUAUUUUUUCCUUUUGAAAAGAUUUAGCAAAAUCUAUACCAUUUUUCUAGAAAAUACAGUAAUAAUAAAAUAUAGAGUUUAAACAGAAGAGUAUCUUCAGUAACGAAGUGACAGGGAAAAAAUCGAGCUUAGAAAAAGGUUAUGCCCCUUUAAGGUAUGCCAUUUCUCAUAAGAAAAUGUUGAUCUCUAAAUGUCUUGGCAUGGACUUUGGAAAACAAUGCUGAACCUGAUAACUGGAGCAGGAGCAGGGCCAAAGGGGGCACAGAGGCCUGGUGUUAGCACCCUCUACAUUGUACUCUGAAGGAAGCCUUAAGGCAGAAUUCCUUUCCUACUCGGAAAAGAGCUCCAGUGUCUAAAAGGGCAAUGAUUCUGUUGAGGAAUGGCUAGAAUUUGCCAAAAUCUGCAUAAUCUGUUCACGAUUGCUACAUAAUUUUCAGAUCACCCUAUAUUUUAGAAUGCUUAAGAUCUAAACCCAUUAGCACUGAUUCCACUUAUAGGAGAGUAAGUGCAAUGUGUUUCAAUUUUAUUUCAUUUUCUUAAGUUAGUUGAUGAAAAGUUAAUAUGGAACAAAUCUUAGAAUUGGUAAAACUGCAGCCAUUUGUGAUAAAUGGGGACAGGAGAAUAUAGUUAAAAAUUUAUACAUUAUCUUGCUCUCAAAAAGCUGCUAAAACUGAGAUGAGUUAGUUCUCUUAUUUUUCCUUCCUUCUCUCAGGUAGAAAGGCUGGAAAAGUGAUAUAAAUGGGUAUGGGGCAGAUGGGGAAGAAAAGAUGAAGUAGAUUAUUAGCCCCUAAAAUCAUGGACAUAAAAUAAUUCAGGAUUGCAAAGAAGUGCAGUCAUCUAUCGGAUAUCAGGGUUAUCUAUCUAUGCAUAACCAUGAGGGGCACUGUAACAAAAUGGGUGAAAUCACUAGUUUCCUCUUGGGAAAUUCGUUCAAUGUAAAAGGCCCUUGCCCUAUCUGCUUCAGUUACCCUGAAGUGGUAAAGAAUUUUGUAAACAGUUACCUUGUAAAAAUUCAUGGUAGGGGUGGAGUUAGGGUGGGAGCUACGGGAAACCUGGCUACAGAACCUAAAAGUUACAACACAAGUGCUGCCUCUCCCUCUUCCUGGACUACUUUGCUAAAUUGCUCCAUCCUUCUUCCAUAUUGUAAAAGACUCUAGUCAGGCCACACACUACUAUUUACCCCAAAUCGACAUAUCCUCUUGCCCUUGGGCUGGUCCUUUUACUGUCGUAGGCCACACUCAUACACCCCCGUCUUCCAUCACAACUGUUAGGAGGGUGAGGGCCUGCCCUUUAGAACAGACAGGAUUUCGUGUGAAUCCUCCCUCAAACACCUGCCAACUGGGAGACAGGAAAGUGACAAACCGCUCUCAGCCACCAUACUUUUAUGUGCUAGAUCUGAGCUAUGCGAGCAUUAAACAGUUGACAUAUGUUAAAGCCUAUUAUGGGCCGAAUCGUAUUGCCCCAAGAUUCAGAUAUUGAAGUCCUAACCCCCAGUAGUAAAUGUAUUUGGCGAUAAGGUCUUUUAGAGAGAUUAUUAAAUUAAAAUGAGGUCAUUAGGGUGAGCCCUAAUCCACCUCCUUACAAGAGGAAAUCUGGACACACAAAGAGACACUAGAUGCUUGUGCAUGUGAGAGAUGACUGCAUGAAGGCAUGGGAGAGGGUGGCCAUCUGCAAGCCCAAGUGAGGGGCCUCAGAAAACCAAGCCUGCUGACGCCUCAGACUUCUGGCCUCCAGAACUGUGAGAAAAUAAACGUUUUUCAAGCUA